ACUAUUCCUCUGUGUUACAUGCUUCCUUCUGGGACAUUUGAAGCAAAUUUGGCCGAAUUUCCCGUUCCCUAUCGACACAGAAAGGCGUACAAGAAAUAUAUACGAACUAACCGAUAAAAUUUUCGAACUUAAUCCAAGUCGAUCUUUAACAGUUUUAUGGAUUUCACUCUUUCCAAUCAUUUUUGCUUCGGAUUCUGAAACAGUAGAGAUGAUCUUGCACAAAAAGAACUUAAAGAAACCUCAUUUUUACCAAUUCAUGGGUCUAGGAAAUGGACUGUUAAGUUCUGCACCUGCCCUUUGGAAGGUUCGAAGGAAGUUGAUUGAACCAUUCUUCUCGACUAGAAAGAUGAGAGAUCAUGCUAAGCAUAUGUUUAAAGAGGUUGAAUCAUUUUCUCGACAGUUGGAUGAUCAAGUUGGUAAACCCGUUGACUUGGUCAAUCAAAUACACAGCAGUACAUUGAACAUCAUUUUAAAGUCUGCUACAAGCACUUCUCUAGAUGAUUCGUUUGAUGAUAAAAAAAGAUUUCUCGAACUAAUUGAAAGUCUGGAAAAAAAUUGCGUCAGGCGAUUGUCAAACCCAUUUUAUCAGCUUGAUUGGACUUUCAAGUUAUUCAAGUUUAGCCAAUUUUAUCAUCAAACGAUCCAAGACAUUGAAAAGUUCAUAAAUACAAUCUUAAGCCGAAGAAAGCAACAGUUGCAAUGUUCAACAUCGAAUGAACCAGAAAACCAGGAUUUCGUUGAUUUACUUGAAGGUAAAGUCGAUGAACAAGGACUUUUAGAUGAACUGGUAACUCUUAUUGGAGCUGGACAUGAUACAACCGCAUUGACUUUACGUUGGAUUUUAUUCAAUCUCGGCAAUCAUUUAGACGAACAAGAAAAACUGUAUCAAGAGAUUAUUCAAUUUUUCCCUGAUGAUACACCAUUGGGUGAUAUGGAUAAAAUUAACCAAUGCAUUUAUCUUGAGCAGUGCAUAAAAGAAUCGCUUCGAUUGAAUCCUCCUGCACACAUCACUUUGCGAGCACUCGAAGAGGAUAUCAUAGUAAAGGAUAAAAGACUCAUCAAAGGAUCAAUUGUUUGUGUGUCAUUUACCGCCACUCAUCACGACCCAAAUGUUUAUCCCAAUCCAGAUAAAUACGAUCCUGAAAGAUGGAACCCUGAAAACGCCUCCAAAAUACCAAAAACAGCUUUCAUACCCUUUAGUCAUGGGCCACGAUCUUGCAUUGGAUAUCGUUAUGCAAUGUUAGAACUCAAGAUUUAUACGAUUCAAAUCAUUCGUAAAUUCAGUUUAAGAUCAACUCGAAAACACGGAAGUAUUCCACUCAAAGCUGAAGUUACUUUAAAGCCAGUUUUACCUCUGGAAAUAAUAAUGACAGCAAGGAAUAACAAUCAGCCGGAAUUGUGAAGCUAAAAUGAUUAUAAGAAUCUAUUAGUAAAAUUCUUGCUAUCGAAUCUCAAGACCAGCCAGCUCUAUUUUCUGGAUUUGCCAUCAACUCUUAUUGAAACACAUCUUAAUUGGAAAUGAAGAAUCCAAAUACAAUAAUAAAAUGCUACAACAAUUAGCAGCUUGUACUGGAAGUGUAUUAGUGUAACAUAGAAAUGAAGCAUAAGCAUAUUCGAUUUGGGCUCAAUAUCGAAAGGUGAAAUAUUAACAAACGGCAAAGGACAAAUCGUACAAAGUAUCGUCAAACAAAUGUACACUUGUUACACAGUUUACAAUACAAUAAACGACAAUUUAAAAGAAAA
Molecule: messenger RNA, 1743 nt
Organism: Tetranychus urticae (two-spotted spider mite)
Lineage: Eukaryota; Metazoa; Arthropoda; Arachnida; Trombidiformes; Tetranychidae
Source: RefSeq, a predicted model, not a curated record